This is a messenger RNA of Medioppia subpectinata, 1524 nucleotides long. The record is from the annotation of a GenBank genome assembly. NCBI's taxonomy places the organism in Eukaryota, Metazoa, Arthropoda, Arachnida, Sarcoptiformes, Oppiidae.
AUGGUUCACCUACUUCCAAUUACAAACCCAGAAAACUCUAACCACGUUCUUGUAUUGAUAAUAACAAAUACCAAGAUUGCGAUCCAAGGUUUGGAAUCAGUCAGGAAUAAACAUAACAUGAUUUUGGUCGGUCUUAUGGCAUCACUCGAUGGGGUCCGGGAGACGGCCACAGAGGGCGCCAAAACCAAACUCAUGACAAAUGAGGCCGACAUCGUUCAGACCAGACUUGAUUCCAUCGAGUUAGGGCUGGAAGAGGCUCAGGUGAUGACAGCACUGGCAGAACAUUUGCAUACAAUCGACGACGAGGUGCAAAAACUGAGGGCACAGGUGAGUAGUUUAUGUAAAGAGAAUGCGUGGUUUCGGGACGAGUUGGCAAACACUCAGCAGAAAAUUCAGGCCACCGGACAGAUGGAGGCUCAAUUAGAUGUGGAGAUUAUGCACUUGAAAUUCAUGAAUUCACUGAUAAAAUACGGUGAACAGCACAUCCAAAAAUGCGACAUAUUGUCGGGCGAAACGAGUCAAAUGGAAGCCGAACCGCCCGUUGAAAAUAAUGCGGUUUAUCCCGAAAGCGUGACGCCAUCCGCCGUAGAAAUGACAGAAGGCUAUGAAAUACCCGCACGACUGAGAACUUUACAUAAUGUAGUCAUACAAUACGCCUCUCAGGGCAGAUAUGAAGUGGCGGUUCCUCUCUGUAAGCAAGCGCUAGAAGACUUGGAGAAGACGAGUGGUCACAACCACCCGGAUGUGGCUACUAUGUUGACCAUAUUGGCCCUCGUAUAUAGAGAUCAGUAUAAGUAUAGGGAAGCGGCAAACUUACUAAACGAUGCGCUCACUAUUCGAGAGAAAACACUUGGUGUAAACCAUCCGGCAGUGGCGGCCACUCUCAACAAUUUAUCCGUACUCUAUGGAAAGCGCGGCCGAUAUAAAGCGGCGGAACCACUUUGCAAGCGAGCACUCGAGAUAAGAGAACGUGUUUUAGGCGAUUCUCAUCCCGACGUUGCGAAACAACUGAACAAUUUGGCGCUUUUGUGCCAAAAUCAGGGCAAAUACGAUGAGAUGGAGAAGUAUUACUUAAGGGCUCUCGAGAUAUAUGAGAAAGUGUUGGUUGCGGACGACCCGAAUGUGGCCAAAACGCAAAUCAAUUUGGCCGCAGCUUAUCUCAAACAGGGCAAGUAUAAGGAGGCGGAACUAUUAUACAAACAAGUGCUGACCAGAGCUCACGAGCGAGAGUUCGGUUGUAUUGACGCCCAAAAUAAGCCCAUUUGGCAGUUCGCUGAGGAAAGGGAGGAAAUCAUUGCCAAUAAUGGAGUGCCCAAUAAUGUUGAAUAUGCUGAUUGGCAUCAGGUGGUCGAUAAAUGGUUAGUACCUCAAAUCUUGUCACGUUUUCCAUCAGUGGUCACAGUAUUCAACAAUUUGGGACUUUUGUAUAGAAAGAGGGGAAUGAAUGUCGCGGCGGAAGUGCUCGAAGAGGCAGCGCGUAUAGCUCGAGCAGGAGAUCAGAAGGAUCCAAAUAUACAACAUUAA